ACUUGAUGCUUUCUCUAUGCAACUUUCGUCCAAAAUAAGCCCUCUUAAAGGAGAGCAAGAGCAUCAAAAAAGAGAGGAGAAGGCAACACAAUCUAUUUCCUACAAUAAAGAAGAAUAAAGUGUCAUUGAUCUUAACCCUUUACCACUUCUUUAAAGUUUAAUGGCUCCGGCUUCAACAAUGAUCUGCAGCAUUGGGGUUGGAAUGGAAUUCUAAUUUGUAUGAUUUAAUUAUGCAAAGGAGGCGCAUUUAUUUCCUGCCGGCCCAUUGCCAUGACCCUUGCAGGUGGUGGCCAUAUGUUGAUACUUUGCUUGGAUAGAGACUCCUCAUCUCGUACCUUAAUUAUCGCCAGCUUGGACUUCUCAAACUCAGCUCAAAUCAUGUUUCCAACCCAAAACUGAAAAAAGAAGACAUUCGAGGCAGUGAAAAUGGCUCAGAAGAAAUCGGAAGCAAUGGACCAUAUAGAAGUAGUUCUUAGGAAGUUUGGAGAUGAGCAGAGCACGCUGUUGGACCGGUUUGAAAGACUGUCUUUUGAGGUGCAGCUGAACCAAGCCAUACUGGGGAGGAGCUUUUCAGAGCCAAGUGUGACUCGGUUCCAUGCACCACUGGUUGGUCAGGGCCCGGCUACUCCACCACCACCGGUGAGGCAGGCGCAACGAGGGCGUCGUGGGUCGGCUUUCCACAAGGUCCUGAAGAAGUUUCUCAAGCCUAUUCUUGGUAGAAAGAGUCGUGGUGGAAGGAGGGAGGUCCAAGUACCAGAUCCAAGAAGUCCCCGGUCAUGGAAAGCUUUCAGCAGAUCACUCCGGGCCUAGAGCUAUAUAUCUGAGCGGCUAUAUUCUGGUUCACAUUUAUACUUAUUUUACAAGUUUUUCUUAUUUUUGUUUUGGCUACGUAAAUUAUAAAUAAAGUCUAUUAAAGUUUAUAACAUAAUAUUGGAUAUACACAAGCAAAUGGUUAUGUAACGAUAUUUAUGGUAAGUAAUGAAAAGCGAGAAUUUGGUUGUA
Molecule: messenger RNA, 1002 nt
Organism: Juglans microcarpa x Juglans regia
Lineage: Eukaryota; Viridiplantae; Streptophyta; Magnoliopsida; Fagales; Juglandaceae
Exons: 2
Coding region: 427-810 (127 amino acids)
Source: RefSeq, a predicted model, not a curated record